AUGUCGGCUGCGCAGGCGGACGAUGCGAUUGAUCUGCGAUCCAUCGCAUCUGCUCAAGACAGACCCUCUGCAGAGCACGAACCUCCGAUCGACUUGGAUCCAGUGGAUGAUGGCAGCAACGGUGACCUCCCACCCAUAGACGGCGGCAGAGCAGCUUGGCGGCUUUUAUGGUCUGCAUUCAUCUUCGAAGCACUCCUCUGGGGUAGGCUCAUCUGUAUCCUCGCCAUACUCGUCUCCUCAUUCACACACUCACUCGCAACAAUCAUCUUGACGCAAGGUGUGAUGUACGGCGUGGGAUUCGUUAUCUUCUACUACCCGAUCUUGAGUAUGGUCAACGAUUACUGGGUCGCACGACGUGGGUUGGCAUAUGGUAUUCUCUGCAGUGCUUCUGGAGUUGCUGGUGUCGUCAUGCCGUUCUCCCUAGAAGCAAUGCUUCAUCGCUUCGGCGCACCAACAACACUCCGAGCGGCUUCAGGCUUACUGGCGGUGACGACUGGGCCGUUCCUGCUGUUUCUGAAGCCGAGGCGGCCGGGUUCGAGUAUGUCUGGCGCCGCUGAGACCUCGGCGGUGCCGCUCAAACCAGAUUACGCCUUCCUACAGAGUCCACUUUUCUGGAUCUAUUCAACGUCCAAUAUCUUGCAGGGCCUUGGGUUCUUCUUCCCGGCGCUUUAUUUGCCAUCAUAUUCGACUUCUCUCUCGCUGAGUUCGCGGACAGGUGCUUUACUACUCGCCCUCAUGUCUGUCGCUCAAGUCCUCGGACAGAGCACUUUCGGCUACCUAUCGGAUCAGAAGCAGAGCACAUCUGCUUCGAUGCUUACAAUGCUCAGUCUGGUCAGCACGGUAGUGGCAGGGGCAGCAAUGCUCUCGUGGGGCGCCAUGAACACCCUUCCUGCUCUGAUUGCGUUCGCCCUCGUUUAUGGCUUCUUCGGUACCGGCUACACAGCGCUUUGGGGCCGCAUGGGCACGAGUGUCACCAAGGACUCCACGAGUGCAUUCAUGGCGUUCGGGCUAUUCAACUUUGGCAAGGGUGUCGGGAAUGUACUUGCAGGCCCAGUUGGAGGUGGGCUGCUGGGAGAGCAAAUAGGCAGCGGCGGGAGCCAAGGCUACGGGAGAGGCCAGUACGGCGCAAUCAUACUGUUUGCAGGAAGCUGUAUGUUGGCAAGUGGUGGUUGUGUUGGAAUGGGGUUGGUCAGAGGAUGGGAAAAGGUCCGGCAAGUCACGGAGUAA
This is a messenger RNA of Cyphellophora attinorum, 1227 nucleotides long. Its product is annotated as Monocarboxylate transporter 12. Gene Ontology annotation, biological process: transmembrane transport. The coding region runs from base 1 to 1227 and encodes 408 amino acids. Lineage: Eukaryota; Fungi; Ascomycota; Eurotiomycetes; Chaetothyriales; Cyphellophoraceae. Gene Ontology annotation, molecular function: transmembrane transporter activity. The record is from RefSeq and is a predicted model, not a curated record. Gene Ontology annotation, cellular component: fungal-type vacuole membrane. The transcript is spliced from 2 exons.